This is a messenger RNA of Phaethon lepturus (White-tailed tropicbird), 1530 nucleotides long. RefSeq names its product t-complex 11, testis-specific-like 2 (gene TCP11L2). Lineage: Eukaryota; Metazoa; Chordata; Aves; Phaethontiformes; Phaethontidae. Gene Ontology annotation, biological process: signal transduction. The record is from RefSeq and is a predicted model, not a curated record.
AUGCCUCUCAAUGAUGACCAGAACAGUGAUUCAGAUUCUUCACGCCUCUCUGAAAGCACAGCUUCUUCUAGCGACUCUGAAUAUUCAAGACAGAGCUUUAACAGCGAUUCUUCAAGCAAACCCAGUUCCCCAGCAUCAGCAAGCCCUCCCAAGGUUAUUACAUUUGAUGAACUGAUGGCAGCUGCAAGAAAUUUGACAGACUUGACUCUAGCUCAUGAAAUUGCUGUAAAUGCAAAUUUUUGCAUAAAACAUGAAGACUUCCCACAGAACAGUUUUGCAGGCACAGUGAAACAAAUUGUACACAAGGCAUUUUGGGAUCAUUUGGAAUCAGAACUGAAUGAAGAUCCUCCAGAAUAUGAACAUGCUAUCAAGCUCUUUGAGGAAAUUAAGGAGAUUCUUCUUUCCUUCCUGACUCCUGGAGCAAACAGGAUUCGAAAUCAAAUUUGUGAAGUUCUAGAUUCGGAUCUUAUAAGACAACAGGCAGAGCAUAAUGCUGUUGAUAUUCAUGGGCUAGCUAACUAUAUCAUCAACACUAUGGGAAAAUUAUGUGCUCCAGUAAGAGACAACGAUAUAAAACAGUUAAAAGCAACUGACAAUAUCGUAGAAUUACUGAGACAAAUAUUCCGUGUUUUGGACCUGAUGAAAGUGGAUAUGGCUAAUUACACAAUUCAAAACCUUAGGCCAUACCUUCAGCGUAAUUUGGUGGACUACGAAAGAACAAAAUUCCAGGAAAUUCUUGAGGAAACACCAAGUGCCCUGGAUCUCACAACAGAAUGGAUAAAGGAAUCAAUAGAAGAUGAAUUGUCAUCUGUUGCUGAUGAAUCUUCAUCAUCCCCUGGUGCUGACAGUUCUAAACCAAUUAUUAGUCCUACACUGGUGCUAAACAACGGCUACUUGAAACUGUUACAAUGGGAUUAUCGCAAAACAAUUCCAGAGACUCUAAUAACAGAUGAAGUUCGUCUUCAGGAGUUGAGAGAAAAGCUCAAUCAAUUAAAAAUCAUAGCUUGUGUUUGUCUCAUAACAAACAAUAUGGUGGGUGCAGCAAUUGUAGAUGUGCCUGACUUUGCUGAACAACUGAAAAGGAUCUCUGUUCCUCUUCUUGAAGGCAUGAACAAGAAAAAUUUUGAUCUGAAGGAGGCUCUGAAUGCUAUUGGUGUCCAGAUUUGCAGCGAAGUGAACAGGUCUCUAACUGAAAGAGGUCUUCCCACUCUUAAUGAAGAAAUGCAGAGUAAUUUAAUUGGUCAGAUUGCUCAUAUUGUUGAGGAGAAUAAUCCCAUCAGUUCUUUGAUUGACAAACGAAUCCAGUUCUUCAUGAGAAGCUUGCUUGCUCUUCUUCAGAAGUGUAUGCCUACUAUGCCAGGAGGCCUUUCUGUGAUUCAGACGGAGAUGGAGUUUGUUGGAUCUCAGUAUGCAAGCAUUGUAAACUUUAAUAAACAAGUGUAUGGACCAUUCUAUGCAAACAUACUUAGAAAACUACUUUUUCCUGAAGCCCUAAUGGGGAAAGCAGAAACAGAAACACCUGCCAAUUAA